Molecule: messenger RNA, 1688 nt
Organism: Larimichthys crocea (large yellow croaker)
Lineage: Eukaryota; Metazoa; Chordata; Actinopteri; Sciaenidae
Gene: ctsz
Product: cathepsin Z
Exons: 6
Coding region: 126-1037 (303 amino acids)
Biological process (GO): proteolysis
Molecular function (GO): cysteine-type peptidase activity
Source: RefSeq, a predicted model, not a curated record
ACACCGGUUUAUCAGCUCUGCACACACACACACACACACACACACACACAUAGAGCAGUGUGUUUUUCGGUGUUUUCCUCAUUUCCUUACUUACUCGGCUGCACCGGAGCUCUGCCCGCUGGACGAUGGCCCGUGUAACCGUGAUUGUCGUCCUGUUUUCGGCCGUCCUGUCAGGAGUGUCCGCCGGAGUGUUUUUCCAGGAGAAGCAGCCGUGCUAUGUCCGCUCCCAGAGGAGACACGACUUCGGACUGAAGACCGCCCCUCUUCCUCACGAGUAUUUAAACAUUUCCGACCUGCCCAAAUCAUGGGACUGGAGGAACAUCAACGGCACCAACUAUGUGAGCACGACCCGCAACCAGCACAUUCCCCAGUACUGUGGCUCCUGCUGGGCCCAUGGCAGCACCAGCGCCAUGGCAGACCGCAUCAACAUCAUGCGGAAAGGAGCGUGGCCAUCUGCCUACCUCUCUGUCCAGCACGUGAUCGACUGCGGUGACGCCGGCAGUUGCCAUGGAGGCGAUCACAGCGGCGUUUGGGAGUACGCAAGCAAACACGGGAUCCCGGAUGAGACCUGCAAUAACUACCAGGCUAAAGAUCAGAAGUGCAAACCCUUCAACGAAUGUGGCACCUGCACCACCUUUGGAGUGUGCAACAUUGUGAAGAACUACACCCUGUGGAAAGUGGGAGAUUUUGGAUCAGUCAGCGGGAGGGAGAAGAUGAUGGCAGAGAUUUACGCUAGAGGACCAAUCAGCUGUGGCAUUAUGGCUACAGACAAACUGGACGCCUACACUGGCGGUCUCUACUCGGAGUAUCAGGAUUCUCCCUACAUCAACCACAUCGUGUCGGUGGCAGGGUGGGGAGUGGAGAACGGAGUUGAAUACUGGGUUGUACGCAAUUCCUGGGGAGAGCCAUGGGGCGAGAAGGGCUGGCUCAGGAUCGUGACCAGCGCCUACAAGGGAGGAAGCGGCAGCACAUACAACCUGGCUUUGGAGGAGGACUGCAUGUACGGAGUCCCAAUUGUCCCCAAGACCUACCUGUAGAGGAGACACUCUGACAUGUCUUCCUGUCUCAGGUGGUGGGGGGAAAGUUUUUAUAUGCAAAAUCUUGAAAAAAAAGGGAAUAAGUUUUAAUUUUUUCUUUUUAUGAAAUUUUCGCUAUUAUUAUUUUGUUUUACACUUUUAAUCAGGGGGUCAGAUUUCAGUGCCAAGGUAAGCUGGAUGUCAGACCUGUUUGAAUCAAUGCAGAUGAUCUGAUUUUUACCACAGUGAGGUCUGCAGGCUGCUGGUUAACAGUCUGAGUCUUAUAAACCGAGUGGUUAGGAGUACAGCUAAUCUCUGCUAUAGCUCAAUUCAAGCACUGCAUGCCUGGAUAGCCAUUAAAAAGAUGCAAGAAUCUUCAGUUUACACAGAGAGGACACAGAUAGCUUUUCAUAGUUUGGAUUUUUCAAUGCAUACCGACUCAGCCAAAGAACACGAUGUUAAUAAUUUGUCCUGCACUGCUCCGACACUGAAUGUUUUCAGUGUGUGGUGUUAAAGUAUUGAUAUUGCACUACACCCUGAUGUGGAUACUUUGAGUGUGCCUUACACAAACUUGCAGUCAAGUAAAGAUUUAUGUGAUUUUGUUUUACACGCUGAACUAUAAUUGCAACUUUUGUUUCGAAAUUUGCCAAUAAACACAACACUUCAAUUUGU